AGUGCAGCAGUUUGGGGGCAGAAGAAAGUGUCCAGCGGCCCCGCCCCGCCCUUCGCUUCCCCUUUCUCCUCCCCCUCCCAUUUCCUGCUCCAGUCACUCGAGGGCGGGGCGGGGGGGGGGGGGGAGCUGCAACUUUGUAGUCACUUUGUAUCUCUUCGGACGCUACCUCCCGCCCGCGUCCAUCCUCGACGCGGCCGCUAGAGGGCGCCUGCCUCGGCCUGCGGCUGCGGCUCUCAGGCUGGGGUAGCUGGAGCUGUGGAGUCCCGGCGGCUGGCCGGUGUUGUUCCCGCGCUCUGGGGCCGGCCCCGCCGCGGCAUUCACGGCCCCUUGGGCCUCCCUGCGACAGUGGAACAGAACACAAAGGCGACGGCGGCUCCGUUUUCACAGCAGCUUCUGGCUUGUGUGUUCCAGGCUCUUUGGUGAGGAAGGAGAAGCCACAGGCAUGACGGGUCAGAGAGAGGCGCAGCCGAAGAUGAAUCUGGGCAGAGGCCCUUCUUGUUCCCCUCGCGAUGGAAAGCCGAGUCCUUCCUGAUGGGAAGGCCCCGGGGCCCCCCUCCUUCAUGAAGCUGCUCAAGGUGGACCGAGAGCUGCUGGUCACCCACAUCCGGAAUGUCCAGUGUCUGCUCGACAACUUGAUGGCCAAUGACUACUUCUCUAUGGAAGACGCCGAGAUCGUGGGGGCCUGCCCCACGCCGCCAGACAAGGUCCGGAAGAUGCUGGACCUGGUUCAGAGCAAAGGGGAGGAAGUGUGCGAGUACCUCCUGCACGUGCUGCAGCAGAUCCCGGACGCCUUCGUCGACCUGAAGCCGUGGCUGGCCGAGCGCGGCUUCUGGCCCUCGGAGCUGGUGCGCAGCAGAGUGGUUGUCAACACGGACCCAGUGAGCCGCUACACGCAGAAGAUGCGUUUGGAGUGGGGCCGGGACUCCAAGUUCAUCAAGUCCUACACUCAGAGGGAGGAGAUGCUGCUGGCAGACACCUACACGGAGCACAUCAUGGAGCUGGUGGACUUCCAUGACGCGGCGCUAGGUGGCGUCAGCAGCCUGGACUCGCUGCUGGCGGACUCGACGGGCGUCAUUAACGUGGAUGGGGAGACCGUGUUCGUGGUGGGCGACGCGGGCGUGGGCAAGUCGGUGCUGCUGCAGCAGCUGCAGAACUCGUGGGCGAGCAGCGAGCCUGGCGCAGGGCCCCGCUUCUUCUUCCCGUUCCGCUGCCGCACGUUUGGCUGCUUCCCUCCGGCGGCGGCGCUGAGCCUGCGGGAGCUGCUCUUCUCACACAGCUGCUGUCCCGAGCUCGAGCCCGACGCAGUGUUCGAAUUCCUGCUGCGCUUCCCUGCCACGGCGCUCUUCACCUUCGACGGCCUGGACGAGCUGCAGUCCGAUUUGGACCUGAGCCGGCUGCCCGACGUGGCGUCCCCGCUGCAGCCCGCGCCGCCAGUGGCGCUGCUGGCCAGCCUGCUGCGGGGCAAGCUGCUCCCGGGGGCGGGGAAAGUGCUGACCGCGCGCACGGGCGUGGAGCUGCCGCGAGCCCUGGUGCGCAAGAAAGUGCGGCUGCGGGGCUUCGGGCCGGAGCAGCUGCGCGCCUACACCAGGAAGGUCUUCCCGGAGCUGGCGGAGCAGCAGCGGGUGCUCAGCCAGCUGGACGCCAGCCCGCAGCUGAGCAGCCUGUGCUCGGUGCCCCUCUUCUGCUGGAUCAUCUUCCGCUGCCUCCGAGGCGGCCCCGGCCCGCAGCUGGCCACAGAGCUGCCGCUCACGCUCACUGACGUCUUCCUGCUGCUGGCCGAGGCCCACGUCAGCCGCACGAUGCCCAGCAGCCCCCUGCGGAGCGACCCUCAGCACAGCCAGGCCGAGACCUUCCACACAGGCCGGGGGCCACUCUGCGCCCUGGGCCGCCUGGCCUACUGGGGCCUGGCCAGGAACCGCUUCGUUUUCGGGCCGGAGCAGGUGGCCGCCUCCCAGCUGCCCGAGGGGGCCCUGCAGCUGGGCUUCCUCCGGCUUGUGCCCGAGCCCGGGCCCCUGGGACCCCAGGCCGCCUACGAGUUCCUGCACCUCACGCUGCAGGCCUUCUUCGCGGCCCUCUUCCUCGUGGCGGACGACAGCGUGGGCACCGCCAAGCUCCUGAGGUUCUUCGGGGAGGGCACGGCCAGGAGGGGCCUGCGGGGCCUCAGCUGCCUGGGCGGCUGCCACGGGGGCAAGAAGGACCCCUUCCGCAACAACGACCACUGCCAGUUCACCAACCUCUUCCUGUGCGGGCUGCUGUCCAAGGCCAAGCAGGAGCUGGUGCAGCACCUGGUGCCGCCCGCCACCCUGCGCAGGAAGCGGCGGGCGCUCUGGAGCCACCUGGCGGCCAGCCUGCGCUCCUACCUGAAGGGGCUGCCACGCACGCAGGCCGGAGACUUCCUGCAGGUGCAGGCCAUGCCCACCUUCAUCUGGAUGCUGCGCUACAUCUACGAGGCGCAGAGCCAGCGCGUGAGCCGCCUGGCUGCCAGGGGCAUCUGCGCCAACUACCUCAAGCUGGCCUACUGCAACACCUGCUCGGCCGACUGCAGCGCCCUGGCCUUCGUGCUGCACCACGUCCCCAAGCAGCUGGCCCUGGACCUGGACAACAACAACCUCUGCGACUACGGCGUCAAGGAGCUGCGCCCCUGCUUCGGCCGCCUCACGGUGAUCAGACUCAGCGUGAAUCGGAUAGCGGAUGCGGGCGCCAGGGUGCUCUCCGAGGAGCUCACCAAGUACAAGAUUGUGACCUUCUUGGGGUUGUACAAUAACCAGAUCACCGACGUGGGAGCCACCUAUGUGGCGAAGAUCCUCGAGGAGUGCCCCGGCCUCACCCACCUGAAGAUCGGCGCAAACCUCCUCACCAGCGAAGGAGGGAAGUGCCUGGCGGCGGCCCUUAAGAAGAGCCGCUCCAUCCUGGACAUCGGGAUGUGGGGCAACAAGAUAGGGGAUGAAGGGGCCAAGGCUUUCGCGGAUGCCCUGCGCGAUCACCCCAGCCUAGCCACCUUGAGUCUGGCCUUCAAUGGCAUCUCCACGGAAGGAGGCAAAAGCCUGGCCCAGGCCCUCCAGCAGAACAGCUCGAUGAAGAUAUUCUGGUUGACCAAAAAUAACCUGGAUGACGAAGCAGCAGAGAGCUUGGCAGAGAUGUUAGAAGUCAAUCAGACGCUGAAUGAUUUGUGGCUCAUUCAGAACCAGAUCACAGCCAAGGGGCUCUCACGCCUGGCAGAUGCUCUCCAGAAAAACUCAAGCAUCCUGGAUAUUUGCCUAAGUGGGAACCCAAUCAAGCCCGAAGAGGCCAAAGUUUUCCAGCACGACAAGCGGUUCCAUUUUUGAGGAAACGCGUGUCCAGGAGCCGUGCCGAGGCAGGCGGAGCCCAGGACCAGGAAGAGCUUCGCCGAGGGCCAGCGAGGACUCUGGCAAGAUGGCCGCCCACCGGUGCUCGGGGCCACCGCCAGGGACUUUCCCCUUUGAACAAUAGGAAAUUAUUUUUGUAUUUUAUUGCCCAGAAGAACCCAUUUCCUGGACUUUUCCCAGUUGUGUAGGCCCCCCAGGCUCCCGGGUGUGGCCAUCGUGUUUGUACAUAGCCAUUGACCCUGGUGUGCGCGUGCUGAGCGAAUAAAAGAAUUUAUUUUUCUAUGUUCCAGCCUGGUUCACACCAGAAGUGCCCGAGCCUUCCCCCGCCCUGAAAGCUGCCAGUGGGGAGGGCCCUGGGCUUGGAAGGCCUGAAUUCAAAUCCUGCCUGAGAGGCAUAUCCGCAGCGUGUCCCUGGGCAAGUCACUUCUCCGGGUCUCCGUUGCCUCAUCUGUAAAAUGGGGAUGACAAUAGAAUCUACCUCACAGGGCUUAUGAGGCACAAAUGAGAGGAUGGCCGUCACGUGCUCUGAACAUCUUGUGAUAUAGAAGUGCUUUUAAGACCGAAUAAUCGUAGAAAUGAGCAUCCCAAUAGCUCACAGCUUUCCAGGGGGAAGGAAUAAGCUGUUCUAUAGCACUUACUAUGUAUGAGCCAGGCCCCACGUGUGUGAGCACUUUCUGCAAAUAUCCCAUUUGGUCUUCAUAACAACCCUGGAGGUAGGUGCUGCUACUAACCCCAUUUUACAGAUAAGUAAACGGAGGCAGAUAGGGGAUAAGUGACUUGGCCAGGGUCACACAGCUGGGAAGUGUCCAAGGUUGAAUUUGAACUCGAGUCCAGGACCAGUGCUCUAGUCUCUGUGCCACCGACCUGCCCCUAGAAGUCAUCUAGUCCAGCCCCCUCAAUGUACAGAUGAGGACACGGAGGCCCAGGGAUGUGAUCUCCCCCUCGGUGCUAUCUCCUGGGGGCAGCGCUGUGGCUUUCGGGGCAAAAUGGGCUCAAUAAAGAAGUAUUUUACCAGA
Molecule: messenger RNA, 4363 nt
Organism: Monodelphis domestica (gray short-tailed opossum)
Lineage: Eukaryota; Metazoa; Chordata; Mammalia; Didelphimorphia; Didelphidae
Source: RefSeq, a predicted model, not a curated record